Manis javanica (Malayan pangolin) is the source of this 945-nucleotide messenger RNA. Its product is annotated as olfactory receptor 52K1. Gene Ontology annotation, cellular component: plasma membrane. NCBI's taxonomy places the organism in Eukaryota, Metazoa, Chordata, Mammalia, Pholidota, Manidae. Gene Ontology annotation, molecular function: olfactory receptor activity; G protein-coupled receptor activity. Gene Ontology annotation, biological process: G protein-coupled receptor signaling pathway. The record is from RefSeq and is a predicted model, not a curated record.
AUGUCAGACUCCAAUAUGACCUCAACCCAUCCAGCUGUUUUCUUGUUGGUAGGAAUUCCAGGUUUAGAGCACCUGCAUGCCUGGAUCUCCAUUCCCUUCUGCUUUGCCUUUACUCUGGCCCUGCUUGGCAACUGCACCCUCCUCUUCAUCAUUCAGGCUGAUGCAGCCCUCCAUGAGCCCAUGUAUCUCUUCCUGGCCAUGUUGGCAGCCAUUGAUCUAGUCCUCUCUUCUACAACACUGCCCAAAAUGCUGGCUAUUUUCUGGUUCAGAGAUCAGGAGAUCAAUUUCCAUGCCUGUCUGGUCCAGAUGUUCUUUCUCCACUCCUUCUCUAUCAUGGAGUCAGCCGUGCUGCUGGCCAUGGCCUUUGACCGCUAUGUGGCCAUCUGCAAGCCACUGCACUACACCACAGUCCUGACUGGGCCCCUUAUCACCAAGAUCGGCAUGGCCGCUGUGGCUCGGGCUGUGACACUAAUGACCCCACUCCCCUUUCUGCUCAGGCACUUCCACUACUGCCGAGGCCCCAUGAUUGCCCACUGCUACUGUGAGCACAUGGCCGUAGUAAGGCUGGCCUGUGGGGACACUCGCUUCAACAAUAUCUACGGCAUUGCUGUGGCCAUGUUUAUAGUGGUGUUGGACCUGCUCUGUGUUAUCCUGUCUUAUAUCUUCAUCCUUCGGGCAGUUCUCCAGCUUGCCUCUCAGGAGGCCCGCUACAAGGCCUUUGGGACAUGUGUGUCUCAUGUAGGUGCCAUCUUAGCCUUCUACACACCUGUGGUCAUCUCCUCAGUCAUGCACCGUGUGGCUCGCCGGGCUGCCCCUCAUGUCCACAUACUCCUUGCUAUCUUCUAUUUGCUCUUCCCACCCAUGGUCAACCCAAUCAUCUAUGGGAUUAAAACCAAGCAGAUUCGUGAUCAUGUGCUCAGUCUAUUCAGAAGAAAGAAUGUGUAG